AUGCUUCCAACGGCACAUCAAUUCCAAGCAUUCAAGUCUCCAACUCUUUAUAUAUAUCUCAGGUUUCCAUCACAUUCAAGAAUUACAACUACAAAGAGUUCACAUCAGUUAGUUAGUUUGUUCUUGUUUCUGACGAAGAAAAAGGCCAUCAGUUGAAGAAGACGACGAAGAAGAAUCGCAUCAAUGGAGGUGAAGAAGGUGGCCAUGGUUGCUGUCUGCUGCAUGUUCAUACUGCUGUUUCCAGGCCAGCAGCAGCAGGUGGCUGCCAUGUCCAGGAUCUGCAGAUGCUACCACGAAUGCUUGCCCAACUGCGGCCUGCGCAAUUCUCGCUCCUUCUGCAAGGUGUUCUGCGGCAGCUGCUGCGUCUUCAAUCCAGUUCACAAUUGCACUAGCACCGAUGCGGCGGCCGCGGCGCCAGCGAUCGCCGGAGACGACUGCAGAAUGAUCUGCCUGAACUCCUUCUGCGGCGAGGCAGCUACAGGCUACUCGGGGCGAAACGAUGCUGAUGCUGCAGCUUGUCUCGAUGGCUGCAGCAAAGGAUGAACUGGUUCGGAGGAAGUUUGACAUGUUGUGACGAUGAUCAGUAUCUGCUGCGAUUCUUGAAUUGACUGUUAGAGAAUGGUCGACAACAACUAAAUAUAAUUAACUAUGAUAAUAAGAACAAUAAUAAUGUAUGAUGGAAUCUCGAUCGUGUGCCACCUUCUCUGGAUUCGAUACGGAAUUACGUUUGCUGUAACCUGCUUGCUACUGAUCAUUAUAUAACGUUAGUUGUUUGGUUACAGUGUUCAAA
This is a messenger RNA of Oryza sativa Japonica Group (Japanese rice), 790 nucleotides long. The record is from RefSeq and is a predicted model, not a curated record. NCBI's taxonomy places the organism in Eukaryota, Viridiplantae, Streptophyta, Magnoliopsida, Poales, Poaceae.